ACGAAGCACGUUCCACGAAAAUUGACACUUCGUCGAAAAACUCGUACUUGGCCCAUCACCCUGGUCCCUCUCGCAACGAUCCUCCGCAUUCCCCUUGUCCUACCACCAACUGCAAAGCAUGUCCCGAUAGCAAUGCUAGCGCUAUGGUCCCGGGUAACGCGGGCCCCGGGAACCUGUAGAUGCAUAUCAUGCGGCUCAACAAAUGCUGCUCUUGCUACGAGGGCUAGUACACGAGCAACAUCCCUCUUGGGCGCACCGACCUCAACUUUUAUCUAUACGAGCAUCUUCACCGUCGGGCUUGCCAUCGACGCAAAGACUAAGCAAAGAAGAAAUGAACAAUGGGAUACAGCUUUUGAACAGCUACAUGACGAGAUAGGGCGGUUGCCAGUGAACGAUAGAAAAUUACGUUCGACUGCCAAUUCAAUAGAAGCAAUGCUUUCUUCAGGAAUUGACAUGGACGUGGUACACCAAGUUGCUGGCAUGGAGCUAGUCGAAGGGGGUGAGGAAUUUCACGAUAUUCCGCAGCCUGAGGUUGACAUAAAUCAUAUUCUGGAGGGCGUCUGGGAUUACAUGCCUUUUGACACCAGGUUUCCUAGCGGUCCCAAUCAAAACUUACCUUGGCCAGCCAACACUGGGCAGGAAUUGAUAAGAUAUCACUUACCACCGCAAUCUUUAUGGUCGUUAGAUCACAUGCGAUGGACCGCUGUACGGAAGAGGCAGAUUUGGAAAAAAUUGGCGAUGCAGGAGCUCGCGAUUGGAGAACUUAUUCAUGCGCUACUCGCUCAGGCCAGUGAAUCCCGAUUAACAGAAAAAGCUUUUGCUUCCCUCUCACCGGUGAUACGCGACAUAGUAUUGCUCGACCCCAGAGAGAAUGUAGGUGCGCGGCACCACAUUCGCGAAAAUAUGGAUCGAUUAGCGAUUAUUGAGAGAACAGCAUCGCCCGAAGAGAUAGGAGACAUCAAGGCAAAGAUCAAAGGCCCAGGAAUACCUUCCUAUCACCAAGACAGAGAUGGCGACUUUUAUGAAAUUACAAUGCAGAUGAAUGCAGCUAUUCGGAAGCUGUUUGACGAAAUCCCCCGCGGCAAUGACAAGUACUACGAAAAUCAAUUGUCUUUGAUGUUGGCUAGAGUUUGCCACAAUCUUCUGAUCUCUUCCGCCGCGCCCGACCUCCAAACCUUCAACAUCCUUCUCACUGGCUUUAAAAGGAAUCGGCUGCCCGAAUUGGUGUCUCAUGUGAUCAAAACGUUUGACAGAUGCAAGAUCCGACCAAAUGAAAUCUCUUGUGCUGUGAUCCUUGAUCACUACGCUGAGACGGAUAACCCCGAUGCUUUCAGCAAAUAUGUUGCUCGUAUGCGAGGGGGUUACAACGCGCUCAUGUUGGCCAGGCCAGAUAUCAACAUCAACGAGAGGGGGCAAAACCGCUUGAUCCGUGUCAACGAGGAUAAAGUGUACCAAAAAAUACACCCUACACCGCUUGUUUUCAACUCGCUCAUGCUUGGCGUCCUCAGGUUUGCCGGAUUUGAUCGAGCUGUUGAUAUCUAUUUCGAAAUGAAGGAGGAUGGCUGGGGCCUAGAUACACUAGGUCUUAGUCACUUCUUGAGUGACUGCGUCAAGCGAGCAGAUUGGAACGGUGGGGUUCUGAUCUGGGAAGAGAUUAGCAGUAUCAAGCAGAAGAUCAAAGAAUCACAUAUGAUCAAAGCGUAUGCAGAUAUGAUAAGUUUAUGCUCUGUCACUGGGAAUACGGUGGCUUUCAAUCAUCUUCUCAAUGAGGUGGUAAGGAGAGGGUACGAUCGCAAGAGGAUUAUGAAAUCAGUCAUGGCAGCGGAACGUCGUUACGAAAAUGGAUCGAAAGUCUCUUCAGCGCCGGCCUGGGCAGCAGACAACCUCCUGAUAGUCAUGUCAGAUUUCAUGCAGCCCGACAAGCAAGACAUAGAAGAUGUCGAUUCUUUCCCCGAAGAUGCUCAGCAAAGCGAGCAGUAUCCUGAAGAAAAUGGAGCUGCGGAUGCUGCAGUAAAUCAAUCUACCGGCGUCGAACAACCGCUACCACCUGCACUCAGCCCAGAAGAAACGUGGAAUAUAUGGUUGCAGCACGAGUUAGGAGAAACUCCUCUAGAUGACUCCACACCCACCCGCAACGAUGACCUUCCCUCUUUCAACUUCGACAAGGAGAAAAAACACUAG
This is a messenger RNA of Periconia digitata, 2181 nucleotides long. The record is from the annotation of a GenBank genome assembly. Lineage: Eukaryota; Fungi; Ascomycota; Dothideomycetes; Pleosporales; Periconiaceae.